Vicia faba (fava bean) is the source of this 345-nucleotide messenger RNA. The record is from the annotation of a GenBank genome assembly. NCBI's taxonomy places the organism in Eukaryota, Viridiplantae, Streptophyta, Magnoliopsida, Fabales, Fabaceae.
AUGGUAAAAGUUCAACAUGAUGUACAUGGUUUAGGGUUCCAAAAGAUACGAAGAAUAGCCUCAGGUUAUAAGGUUGAAGAGAGAAGUUACUUCAGGUUUCUGAUGACGAUGAAGAUUCGUCCUGUGAUGAAAAUUAUGAUUGUUGAAGCUACAUGGAGAUGCGCUGAAGAUUUGCAGUGGAGGAUUAAAGAGUGUAGAGAUGAAGAGGAUGAAGAUGAAGAUAGAGAAUCAAGAAUGAUCGAUGGAAGAAGAGAGAAUUUCAGAGGGAGAAAGAUAAUUGAAGCUCUGAGCUCUUUUUUAUGUAGAUUGAAAUGUGGACCUGAUACAUGUGAGGCAAUUAUUUGA